CUACGACUGGAUUGAAGGGUGCGCCGGCGCUGUUGCCGCGCUCGCUCUUUCGCCAGACCACCAUCAUGGCAUACAACCAGUAUGGCAUGAUGCCACCGGCGCAAAUCCUGCAUCCGGCCAUCGUCAAGAAGGCGCGCCGAAUGGUGGCCGAAUACUGCGGUGUGCCCUUGCCGGAUGAGCCAGAGGAUCCGGCCCCAGCUGCCAAUGCUUCGAACGAGGGUGGUGCAGGCGGCGAUGAUGGCUCCAAGAAGCGCCGCUCGCGCUGGGGCAACGACAGUGAACGCUUGUUGACCCCGAGGACCGUGAUCCCGCCCAACCUGAGCAAGGAUGAGCAGGAGAUGUACUUGGCACAGCUGCGCGUGGACGAGCUGAGUGCGCACAUCCGCGUCGGUUACGUGCCCGAGAAGCGCUCGCCGUCGCCAGAACCCGUGUACAACCAGCGCGGUCAGCGCCUCAACACCCGAGACGUGCGCUAUCGCCAAAAGUAUGAGAAGGAACGCCACGAGCUCGUGCAGAAACUCGUGUCCUCCAACCCCAACUACAAGCCCCCGGCAGACUAUCGCCCGCCGGACACGCGCUGCGAGGACCGCAUUCCCAUUCCACAGGACGAGUAUCCCGAUGUCAACUUUAUGGGCCAAAUCAUUGGCCCUCGUGGCAAGACGCUGCAGCAGAUGGAGCGCGAGUCGGGCGCCAAGAUUAUGAUCCGUGGGCGCAACUCGGUCAAAGAGGGCAAAGCCAAUCGCGGUGCCACCGGAUCGGAGGAGGAUGAUCCCCUCUUUGCUUUGAUCACGGCGCACUCGCACGAGAGCCUCCGAAUUGCCGUCAAUCGCGUCAAGCAGGCCAUCCAAGUCGCCAUUGAAACACCCGAUGAUAGCAACGAGCUCAAAUCAAAGCAGCUCCGCGAGCUAGCGGUUCUCAACGGCACGGCCCGUGCAGAGGAUGCCGUUUUGCGUUGUCGUAACUGUGGCUCAACUGAGCAUCGCACCUGGCAGUGUGCCGAGAAGAAGAACUUUGUCAACGAGCAACGUUGUACCAUUUGUGGUGGUGUUGGUCACUUGGCCCGCGAUUGUCAACACAACAAACUGGCUGGUGGCGCGCAGCCGCAACAAGACAAGGCACAGCUCGACACUGAGUUUAGCGCUUUCAUGGCCGAACUUGGUGAGGGCUCGGCUGCACAAGCUCCCGCAGCACCCAAGCCCGCUGGUGCUACUCCCAGCAAUGAUCGUGCACCGGCACCACCCUCUGGAUCGGGAUCGGGUGGUCCGCCACCCCGCCGAUAUUCUCAGUCCCACGCCGCACCACCGCCACCCAGCCAUGGAGGCUAUGGCUAUGGCUAUGGCAAUGGUGGCUACAACCAGGGCUAUUACCAGCAGCCACAACAAGGCUAUGGUGGCUACCCAGCACAGGGCUACGGUGGCUACGGUUACAGCGCGCCACAGGGCUACGGUUACGGCUACCCACCACAAGGUGGUGCCCCGCCCCCGCCCCCGCCGCCCGGAGGCCCUGAUCAACAAGCGCCACCCCCGCCGCCCCCGCCGCCCGCAACCUCGUGAGCGCUACCUCAUCGGGUUGGCUUCUGGGAAUACGCAAGUCAAGAGGUCGGACAGCCACGAUGGUGCGACCCCGAAUGACCCUUGAUUCCUCUGAUGUUUGCGUGUAAGUUUUUGGUUUUCUUCUUGAGGGCGUGUGUUUGGGCCCGCGGGAAAAUGAAUAAAAUCGAUUGGCUCUCAGAGCUUGGAAC
This is a messenger RNA of Monosiga brevicollis MX1, 1741 nucleotides long. RefSeq lists its product as uncharacterized. Gene Ontology annotation, molecular function: zinc ion binding; mRNA binding. Gene Ontology annotation, cellular component: nucleus. Bases 66 to 1553 code for a protein of 495 amino acids. The transcript has 4 exons. NCBI's taxonomy places the organism in Eukaryota, Choanoflagellata, Craspedida, Salpingoecidae. The record is from RefSeq and is a predicted model, not a curated record. Gene Ontology annotation, biological process: regulation of mRNA splicing, via spliceosome.